Eurytemora carolleeae is the source of this 2073-nucleotide messenger RNA. RefSeq lists its product as uncharacterized. Bases 1 to 1944 code for a protein of 647 amino acids. Lineage: Eukaryota; Metazoa; Arthropoda; Copepoda; Calanoida; Temoridae. The transcript has 10 exons. Gene Ontology annotation, biological process: signal transduction; positive regulation of epidermal growth factor receptor signaling pathway; positive regulation of fibroblast growth factor receptor signaling pathway. The record is from RefSeq and is a predicted model, not a curated record.
AUGGGACUACAAAAUGGUUGGAGUCCCCUCCUCCAAUAUUCUGUAGACCGUCUCCUUCUCCACCUCCCUUCUCAUCUACCAUCACCAAACCAUCUUUAUCCUACAGACUUGCUUCUCCUUCUCCUCCUCCCUAUCCCAAACCUUCUACUUGGAUACCCCAAAUCAAAACCUUUAACCAUUAAUCCGUCCCAAUUAAACAGAUUAAUUUCCAAACCGGAUUUUAAUCCGUCCGUCCCAGCUCCUAGCUCUACGAUAUCCCUGCUUCAAGCUAAAUUAAAGAACAAUAUACCAAUCCCUCCUCCGAUUCCUAGCUUUGAUCAACCUAAGCCUGCCUUCUCAUACCAUUUCGGAGAACCUAUUAACCUAAGAAAGAAGAGUAUAAACAAACCAAAUCAGUCAAAUCCAAUCAUCGAACCACCCAACAUUUCAAUUGAACCUAUCAAUCAUGAAACGAACCCAACCAAACCUUACAAGCCUCCAAUCCUACCUGGAGAACCAGAAACCAUCCCAACUAAACCUUAUAAGCAUCCAAACCUAACUGGAGAUGCAGAAACCAACCCCGAGAGAAAAUUCAAUCCUAGAGUAGAGGAACCGUCCCGUCCUUCUCCGCAUCCUGCUCCGCACCCUCCCCCACCUAGAACUUGUGAUAGAAAGGUUGAACCUGGACAGUUCUACCGGAAUAUAGAUCCUGCUCUACUCCGACUCUCCCAACCUCCAAAACAAGGACGGAAAGUUAAUCUCCAGAAGAAGGAUUCUAUCUAUGCUAAGCUUGCUUUAAGAAAACCAAAGAAUUUGUCUUUUUCAAUCCCGACCGGAAAGCUAUCCAGGUUUGAGAGAGAUAGUGCAAUAAUUCAACAAAAUAAAGUAACAUCAUUUUCCAGCAAACAAAUCCCAAACAUAAACAACAACAACAUGAAUAACAACAACAAUAGCAACUGUAAGAACAACAACAUGUACAGCAGUCAAAACAACAGUUCUAACAACAUCAACGGUGCCGGGACUGGAUUUUGCACCAUGAAGGUCUAUGCUAAAUGCCUAGCUCCUGAUAUUGAAUAUAAGACAGUAAAUGUCCCGGAGAUAAUUUCAAGCAGAGAACUUGUACUUCUACUCCUCUCCAAAUACAGAAUGAAGAACCGGGACCCGAAGCUGUUCUACUUGACAAUGGAUGUGACCAUCAGGAAGACGGGGAUACCCAUCAAGAGAACCAUGGUGCUAGAGGAUAUUGCUCGGCCUGCCCAGUUAAAAUCUUGCAACCCUUGGGGGGAUUGCAGGUUUAGCCUGCAGAUGCGUAAGGGUGGUCUUGUAAGAAUCCAUGAUAGUGUUCUAAUGGAAGAAUCUAAAUAUAAAUGUCUUCUAAUCUCAGAUGAAACUACUGUCGAAGAUGUAAUUAGGAUUCUGCUAAACUGUUACGGAUUGGAGAACCUAGAAGAUGUUACGAGAUUUUGCCUUUUCGAGGUGAAGGAGAAAAAGGAACUAAAAUUAAGCAGGAGUGAGAAAUUGCUCUCAGUUCAAAGUAACUGGUCUUCUUCUUCUUCUUCUUCUUCUUCUGCACUUCAUAGAUUUGUUCUAAAGCGCUCUACUAGAUCAGUUUCUAAUCAGUUUCCCGAGGAGAGCUGUGUAGAUGAGCUAUCUAGCUUCCCAACCUAUAAUAGCAGCAGUAGUAGUAGCAGUAGUAUUUGUAGUGAGAUUGAAGCUGCUUUUCUCCCGUCCUCAUCCUCAUAUGCAUCCUCGCUUGCUCUACCCUCUCUUAUAUCUAUCUCCAGGCCGCAUGAGAAUACUCCAAGUUCUCUUCCUCCCUCUGUCCUCUCUGAGUCCCUGCCCUACCCGGAGAAGAAGGUCAAGGUCGUGAAGGGUCCAUCCAUACGUUAUGUCAAGGACGCAUCCCAGUGCUCCCUUAGCUCUCAGAGUAACAUAUCUGAACCAGAGCAGUACUUUUAUAUAUAAUUUGGAGACAGAAUAAGCCUUUAUAAACAUUUUAUCUGGACGUUAUAGAACGAACCAUAAACUAUAGUUUUAUUGUAAACGAUAAAUAAAAUAAUAGCUACUUUUGUCAAAUAAACUAUUGUUAAAGUU